This is a messenger RNA of Paramuricea clavata, 249 nucleotides long. NCBI's taxonomy places the organism in Eukaryota, Metazoa, Cnidaria, Anthozoa, Malacalcyonacea, Plexauridae. The record is from the annotation of a GenBank genome assembly.
AUGAGUGGUUAUCAGCCACUUGUGAUCCUUGCGGCAGAAGCAGCUCGAUUCCCGUUAGAAAACUUCUCCAAAUGGACGAUGCACAACCAGACAGAUGUACAAAUUCCACAACUAAAUGUUGAUCACACUCAAGCACUUUUGGCACCUCCGGCCGUUUUACCGCAAGAACCUCAACAGGAACAGGCUGUGACAGCUCCUCCAGUGGUGAACCAACCAGCUCCAGCUCCACAACAAGCUACAGGGUUUGAG